Messenger RNA from Pygocentrus nattereri (red-bellied piranha), 4306 nucleotides. RefSeq names its product potassium voltage-gated channel, Shaw-related subfamily, member 4 (gene kcnc4). Gene Ontology annotation, molecular function: delayed rectifier potassium channel activity; protein binding. Gene Ontology annotation, cellular component: neuronal cell body membrane; voltage-gated potassium channel complex; axon. NCBI's taxonomy places the organism in Eukaryota, Metazoa, Chordata, Actinopteri, Characiformes, Serrasalmidae. Gene Ontology annotation, biological process: protein homooligomerization; potassium ion transmembrane transport. The transcript has 4 exons. The coding region runs from base 769 to 2616 and encodes 615 amino acids. The record is from RefSeq and is a predicted model, not a curated record.
GUUUUGCCUUAAAUCUAAGAGCAGUUUACUCAACAUGGAGGCAGCAGCCAGCGUUUGGCACUUCUUCUCUCUUUGGCUCCAGCAGGGAAAGAGUUAACGCGCCGAUCCGUCCCGCGGGUGCUGGUUGGGUCGCCUGACUGUGCUGAGGGAGGAUACUUGAGGAGAUGCAACAGAUCUUUUCCCAACAAACUGCCAUCAUCUCGUCCUCCGCCGGCAGAAAAAUGACGGAUUGACGACGUUCUUUCUUUUCUGGUCUGUUGAGACGCUCUUUUCCUCCAAAACUUCUGUUCAUCUGGGCGCUAUGUGGAGACAAUGCGAGCGCAGGUGAGGUGAGAGCUCUGUGUGGUUUUUGUCCGUGUGUCCAUGUGUGAAGUUACACAGGAGCUUAAAACUCAUAUCUAUGCCGAUCUUAGGAUGCGCAAAACUACAUGAUGGAGCUUCUGCGCUGAAGGUCGUGUAAAAUCCCACCUAGACCGACCUCCUAUGCAGCCGCCUGGAACUUAAUGUAACGUUAUCGCAGUAAUUCGAAAUUAAAGCACAAGUUUCCAGCCGCUUCCAGCUCUUCCCUCUGCUUUGGUCUCAGUCGUCUGGAGAGCAUCAGGUGGCUGUGUGUCGUGUCCCCCCGCGGCCCCUGGCACCCAUGUGGCUCUGCUGAUCGCACCAUGCUGAGGCUCGUCACGGCGCCCGGCUGCUGUCGCUCGUGCAGAUGAUAGACGUUGGAAAGCGCAGACGUUUCGCCAUCGGCCAGCGGCCCGCCCGUCCAAAUCUAUGAUCAGCUCGGUGUGUGUUUCGUCUUACCGCGGGCGCAAGUCAGGCAACAAACCUCCGUCCAAAACAUGUCUGAAGGAGGAGAUGGCCAGGGCCGAGGACUCGGACAAGAUCAUCCUCAACGUUGGCGGCACGCGCCACGAGACGUACAAGAGCACGCUUAGGAGCCUGCCGGGCACGCGGCUCGCGUGGCUCGCGGACACGGACCCUACCACCGCCACCACGACCAGCACCACGACCACGACCAUCACGACCACAGCCACCACCACCACCAACCCCACCACCACCACCAACGAGUUCUUCUUCGACCGCCACCCGGCCAUCUUCGCCUACGUGCUCAACUACUACCGCACGGGCAAGUUGCACUGUCCCGCCGACGUGUGCGGGCCGCUCUUUGAGGAGGAGCUCGCCUUCUGGGGCAUCGAUGAGACGGACGUGGAGCCGUGCUGCUGGAUGACGUACCGACAGCACCGCGACGCCGAGGAGGCGCUCGACAUCUUCGAGCCGCCAGAGCCCGACAACGACGGCGACGACGACGAGCGCCUGGGAAUAGAGGACGCGCCCGAGCGCGCGCGCAGCCGUUUCGUCGCCUGGCAGCCCAAGAUAUGGGCACUCUUUGAAGACCCCUACUCCUCUCGAGCCGCAAGGAUUGUUGCCUUCGUCUCUCUUUUUUUCAUCCUGGUCUCCAUCACUAACUUCUGCCUAGAGACCCACGAGGCCUUUAACGAGCUUCAGAACCGUACUAAGGUAAUUACUGAUGGCAACACCACAAAGGUGGUGGCCACUCUGGAGGUGGUGACCAAGCCUGCGCUCACCCUUGUGGAGGGCAUCUGUGUGGUGUGGUUUACCUUUGAGUUCCUGGUGCGCAUCAUCUGCUGUCCGGACAAGCUGGUCUUCAUUAAGAACCUUCUGAACAUUAUUGACUUUGUGGCCAUUCUACCCUUCUAUCUGGAAAUGAGUCUGAGCGGACUGUCCUCCAAAGCUGCCUCAGAUGUGCUCGGGUUCUUGCGAGUGGUGCGUUUUGUGCGGAUUUUGCGGAUCUUCAAGUUGACUCGACAUUUUGUAGGGUUGAGGGUGCUUGGCCACACCCUGCGAGCCAGUGUUAAUGAGUUCUGCCUCCUUAUCAUCUUCCUUGCCCUUGGUGUUCUCAUCUUUGCCACCAUGAUCUACUAUGCUGAGCGUAUCGGAGCAGACCCGAAUGACCCUCAUGGCAGCCUUCACACUCAUUUUAAGAACAUUCCAAUCAGCUUCUGGUGGGCAGUGGUCACAAUGACAACCCUGGGUUACGGGGACAUGUAUCCUCAGACCUGGCUGGGUAUGAUGGUUGGUGCUCUGUGUGCGUUAGCAGGCGUGCUGACCAUUGCCAUGCCUGUCCCUGUUAUUGUAAAUAAUUUCGGAAUGUACUACUCCCUGGCCAUGGCCAAACAGAAGCUGCCCAAGAAGAAGAAGCGGCACCUCCCCAACCCUGAUGCAGUGUUGGAUUCAGCCUCGUUUGGAAAAUCAGAGAGCAACUCCCAUAGGAACAGCACGCAAAGUGACACAUGCCCUCUUGCACCUGAGGAGAACAUUGUGAGAAACCGUUCAGACUCAAAGCAGAAUGGGGAUGCUAAUGCAGCUCUGUCAGAUGAAGAGGGUUGCAGUCUGACCCAGCCACUUUCCCCCAGUGAGAAGUGGUCCUUACGUCGCUCACGCAACCGAGACAAGGGCAAGAAAGAGGGGACCUGCUUCCUCCUGACCUCUGGAGACUUCUCCUGUGGAGCUGAUCCCGCCAUUCGCACAGAGACCUGCAAAGACGCCCUUGCAGCCACAGCCAGCUAUACCCAGCCUGAAGUGACUACCUUGACCUGAAGCACCAAAUGCAUCAUGAUGAAGCCUUCGGACCUCUUUAGGGGUGAUUGGGGUCACUCUUUCAUCCAGCAGCCACAUCCAUGCAUUAAGUUCCCUUCCCUUAAACAACACAUUCAUCUGCUAGUAGUAUAUGUAACGCUUUUGAUGGCAUAGUCAUAUACACAUCUACUUGUCCUCAAUCAACCCAGCAUGUCUUUGCAUGAUCUUGCUCUGUAUGUCAUACCUUGGACCUGAAGUAACAUUGAUGUACUUAAUAACUAGGGCACAUGAGUGUACUGUAUGUCGUCUUAUCUGAGGUGAAUUCUCACAAUGCCGUUAACAUUGUAAGCAUCAUUGUGGAAACCUUUGUUCCAUAUGAGCAAUAUUUCCUUUAAUCUUCAGGAACUUUUAAACUGUUUGUGAGUGGGGAGGUUUUUGAGGUAUACAAUAUCAGAGUUGGAUUUUCAGAAGUGAACACAAGCUCAUGAGGUGUGCCAUAGUGUACUGUAGAACCAAUGUCUGAUAAUCAGUCGAGUCACGUCCUUAUAUCGAAUAAAUCUAGUUCUGUAAAUCAUCACUGUCCUUAUGAUACCAAUUGGAUGCUUGGCUUUGUUUAGACUAUAGCAUAGUAGGCCUGUUUCUGAUCAGCAUCAUACCACAGCUCUGCUACUCUGCUAAAGAGACAGUGGCAGUGUGCAAUGGACCUGCAGAACACACUGGAACUAAACAAUGUGCUUCUAAGAAGCCUUUCGUCUCUGGGAAACCCUUUUAGACAGCUGCUUUGAAGAGACAUUUUCCAAAGACAUGAUUUUGUUCCCCUUUUUUCGAAGAACCACUUGAAAAGGGGUUAUUGUAGAGAUUAAAAAAAGAUUCUUUGAUGCACCUCUGUUAAAGAGACAGAAGCGCUCAUAUUUUUAUGGCUUCAAUUGAAAAAAACACCAAUCAAUUCUUUAUAAAAGAGCCCUGCAUCACUUGUCUUCGUUUUCUGUGACCAUCUGUAAUGUCACUGGUUGAAAGGGGACCAAGCACCAUUAUGGUUAUAUGUGAGUGACUACCUAAACCCCCUUUAUAGGGAUACAUGCUGUAAUCUGCCCCAGUUGUGCCUACAGUCAUGUAAUAGAGAAAAUUGCCCAUUGUUCUUGGAGAAGUGAACAUAUGUCCUUCAUAUUUGGACACGUGGACAGAGGAAUAUAGAGUAUAAUCUGUCAAACAGGCGAGUUGUUCUGGUUUUUUUUUUCAGUAUAUAGUCUGCCAUAGUUGCCUUAUGUUUAAGAAGCAAACAGAAUGUUAGUUUCAUUUAAUGUACAAGCCCACUCCUAGACUAGAAAGUACAAUUUGUAAAUAAAAGCACAGUCAUAUGUAGCACAGUAUGUAAGGUUGUUGCAUAUAUUAUACAGUUAGCAUAAUCUUGCCACAAAUGCAUUAUCUGCUAUUACAGUAACUAUAUGUGAAAUUGAGAGAGGUUAUUUUUUCUAUUGUAUUUGUCUUUGACGUUGCUUCCCCCAAAACAUCUGCGUGUGUACUUGGGGAGACGUAACACACCAAUAAGAGUUUCCUCAUGUAAGAUUGUAUGGUACAGUACAGUAACCGUUAAUGAAACUGUAUAAUGUGUGUCUAUGGUGAUGCUGUUAAUAUAUCGUAUCAUGUAGGCAUGUGUUUCUAUGCACCUCUGCAGGAAUACAAAUAAAUAAAAUAUUCCCCAAAUGCUGAA